UGGUGGCGCUGCAGCAGUCGGGACUGCGGGCCGCGCUAGCUGCCCUGCCGCACCUGCGCUUCUGCAUCCUCUUUGGCGGAAUGAAGAGCCGCCAUCCCGGCCAUGUGGCCGCCUUUGACGCGCUCUCCGGCAAGGUUCCGUGUCCCUCGCUUCACGUGUACGGAGACAAGGACGCGCUCAAGAAUCCGUAUUGUGUUGAGCUGGCGGACUCCUUCCAGACCUCCACCGUGCUGCUGCACCAGAGAGGGCACUCCAUCCCGCCCCUUCAAGGACCGCAGCUAGCCGUGGCUAGGGCCUUCAUCCUAUCCGCUGCGGCUUUGGCGGAUUCGCCGCCGUCGGUGUCAGCAGCAUCAAGAACAGCAGUUGCGUUUGCGGAAGCGAAUGUGGCACCUCUAGCACCUCCAAGCUCUACAGCGUCAUCGAAGUCACAACAAUGGCAGCCAAAGCAACAGCCGCAACAGCUGCAGCGGCAAUCCACAGCUGCUGCUGCUGACGGCUGCGGCGAGGUCGAGCGGAGCCGCAGCAAACUAACCCUAAGUAAACUUUGAUACCUACCGGUAUGUUGAGCUAUGGUAAACUUGAAAGCGCGGUGUUAUUGUGCAAACCGGUCUGUGACGUGUAAAGCGCUAGUGCGAAAAUGUUCAUCAUACCUUACCUAACUUAACGGAUGCCUACGAUGCGAGAAUGAGAGGCUAUGGGCGUUAUCGUCGCGAUCAGUGGCGACGAGAAUGCGUACGAGUAUGAUACUAUUGCAGAGUGAAGCAGGCUUGAGGAACGGGAAACUACGGAAGGUGCGACGAGGGCCACGAGGUGUGCUGAUAAGACCGGAGUUGAGUGGUGUGACGGCGGCCAUGCACGACAGGGGGGGGAGGAAAAGAGGGAGAGAAACGUGGAGGCAGGAGCAGAGUGGAAGAGAAGCUGUGGCUGUUAGGGACCCCGUAUCCUGCUUGGGCCCAAUGACCCGAGUAUUGGUCAAUCCUGGGGCACUUCCUAAGUGACUUUGGCCGGUAUGGCCAGUACGGUGACGGGGCGAAGGGAAAUGAUUAUGGCGUAUGGUUGGGACUUGGGAGGACUAGGUUCGGGCUUGUAACAUCUUAAUGGUGCUGUGGGCUGCAGCAAACAGGGCUUAUGGAUAUAACCAGGAGGAAACGGCCAGAACUUUCAAAGGGAUAAUUGCAUGACCAGCCGUGCGUGGGGGUGCUGAAGCGGCGUGGAGGUGGAGGUACAGGCUGCUUUGGUGUUUAUUGACAGCCAAUAUGGUUGCAAGCCAUCACUAUGGACGACUUUUGAUCUCUAGCCCAUCUUUGUUCCAUAGUUUAGUAGUGAUAACUGUGGAUAACUGGGGUAGAUUACGAAGCGUCGUUGGGUGAAGUACAGGUCGGCCUCGUACGGGUAGCUCAUCAGUUGGGUUUUCUGGCUACGGAUUGGGCUGCUUUUGUAAUCACCCUAUGCACACUGAGUUUAUCACUUGCGUAAGUGCAUUUGAUUGCGCAGGAAGGAAGCACACCGCUCCAGGGACAGACCGUACUUUGCCGCAUGUUGCGUAACUUCGCUAAUACGGAUGGUGCUCGGUUAUUUGGAUACCAUUGAUAGUCCUUUGUUACAGUCACGUACGAGAGCUUGCAGCUUUAGUUUACGACAUGACCUUUCCUAGGAUUUGAACGGUCUGGCUGACAAGGAAUCCAGCGCCCGGUUAUCUAUCGCUAGUUGUAUAGGGUUCUAUGCUUAGAAGUACGUCUCAUUUCAAUAGGUCCCACUGCCUGAGGAGCCACAAUUAGAGUAGGCCAACUUGGGCUCAUAAGCUGCAUCCUGAGUCGAAGAUAAUGCAGCCAAUUGUGUAAAGGUCGCGUCAUAUUGAAGAAUGCCGCAUUACAAUGGAAUGCGCCAGCGCUCGGGUGUGGCGUUGCCUCCACAGAAGAGCGAGCCGGCCCCGGCGCCUGCUUCUGCAUCGCCAGCACCGGAGGAGGAUGCUGAGGACCCAGAGGUGUUCUACGGGUGGAUGAAAACUUGGGCAGCGACUUUGGCUGGCGUUUUCGUGUACUUUGGAGCGCGAUGGCUCGUGGAGUAUAUGUUGCCGCCAAAUCAGGAUGCAUAUGCUGAGUUGAUGAAGGCGGUACCGCCCAUUGUCUACCAAAUGAGCUCAACGGCGUUCUUUACGGCGCUAGUGUUAAACCUAACAUCCUUGCUUUUUGAGGACAACGCGCCCAAGCGCCAGCUAGCAUUGCUGAGCGUCGCCAUUAAGGGUGCAGCAUGUCACACAGACAUGCUGCUGGUCACUGGUCGCACGACUGUCAUCUACGACGCAUUCGGCUCCAUCAUUAUUCCGCAGCGCUACGUGCAAUGGCUGGUCACCACACCCACCAUGGUGUACAUCCUGUCCAAGAUAUCGGACUUCACGCCGCGGCAAACCGCCACCGCCAUUGUCAUGGAUGUGGUAAUGAUUCUGUCGGGCUUCGGCGCCAACCUCGUGCCUGGGCCCUACCUGAACUGGCCGUUGUUCGGCUUGAGCAUGCUUUGCUUCGUGGGUGUGAUGUACAUGAUGGGGCUCAUGGUGUUCUCAGCCAUCAAGGAACACCCCAGCGCCUCCUCACGCCGCUCGCUGCUCUUCAUCUACAUGUGCACGCUGCUUAUCUGGGUGCUGUUUCCGGUUGCGUGGAUUCUGCAUGUGAUUGAGGCCAACUCGCCACAAGCCGAGUACCUCAACGUGUUCGCAAACUUCAUGGCGAAGGUGCUGUUCUCCUCAUCAAUCAUGUACGGCAACUACAUGACCAUCGCGCAGCGGCGCUUGCUGGCUCAGCAGGCGGCUGAGAACGCGCACCGCGUGAGGAUGAUCCAGGACUUGAAGGACGCCGUGACGCGGAAGGAUCAGUUCAUGAGUCUGAUGAGCCACGAGCUGCGCACGCCGCUCAAUGGAAUCAUUCAGCUGUCUGACGCACUGGUACGAGGUGCGGGAGGCGAAAUGAACCCCAAGGGGCAGCACUUUGUGAAAACCAUCAAGAACAGCUCCAACCACCUCCUCAACAUCAUCAACGACAUCCUGGAUGUGGCGGCGCUGAAGGAAGGCAAGCUGACCAUCAAGCACGAGCUGUGCUCUCUGGCUAAGGCGGUUGACCACGUGGUGGAUAUCGUGGCACCGCUCGCUAAGAAGGACGUGGUUAUCGAGCGGUCCGUGGAUCCUCGCACGCCCUGCAUCAUAGCGGACUUUAGCCGUGUUAUCCAGAUCCUGUACAACCUCAUUGGCAACGCCCUAAAGUUCACGCACAAGGGCCAGGUAGCGGUGCGCGUGUCUCCGUCUGGGGGCGGCUCCAGUGUCAUCAUGCAAGUGUCGGACACCGGCAUAGGCAUCGCACCCGACCGUAUCAACAGCAUCUGGGGGGCGUUUGAGCAGGUGGACAUGUCCGUUACACGCAAGUACGGCGGCACGGGUCUGGGCCUCAACAUCGUGAAGCAGCUGGUGGAGGCGCACGAGGGGCGCAUUGAGUGCCGUUCUGUGGAGGGUGAGGGCACCACCUUCACUGUCACGUUGCCGGUCAUGCAGGGCAGCACGCGGAAGAGUCUGGAAGUGCAGGUGUUAGAAAGCCUGUCGGCGUGCGGACACGGAGGUGCCAAGGAGGCGCUCAGCAAGCGGCGGCCCAAGCGCAUGCCGGGAUCUACACAACUGAGCGGGGCCAUCGAGGAGACCAUCUCGCAGCUGACCCGGGGGCUGGCGAGGCGACCAAGCGGGGGUUACACCACGGAGGCCGGCUCGGAUGGUGAUGGGGGCGGCGGCAACAGCCACAGCCAUGACGACGAGGAAACGCUAUACCGCCGGAGAACCAAGGAGCUAGAGCGAGAGAACUUGAUGGGGGAUUUGCAGCGCCGUACAGAGCACAAACGCUCCAUAGACGAAGCAAGCCGUGUGUCGAAGCAGCUGCACCUCUCAGCACCGGAGCGCCGAGCCGAGCGAGACAGCCGCUCCCUCGAGCGGCCGUCAGAGCUUGAAGUUGAGGAGCGGCUAGUCGGUGCGGAGGGCAGCAGCAAAUGGGCAACAUCAGCGGCCAGCCGCGGCGGCUAUGGGGCGUCGGCUGGGGACGAUGGAGGUGACGACGAUGGUGCAGGAAGAGGUUUCUGGACUGCACGGCGAACGAUAAAAUCGGAGGAUUCUGGGUCUAACGGCGGGAGAAGGCCCCGCCGCAGCGGCUGGCAGGCAGGCGUGCCUGCGACGGUGACUGGGAUGCAGGCUGCUACUGCUGCAGUUACGUCACAUAGCGGAGGUCGCUUUUCUGUGGCGGGUGCGUUCCCCGACGGGGAAGAUGAUGCGCACGAUCGUCACCAGAGGACAAGCAUUGACCUGCAUGUAGGUGUAGGCUAUGUUAAUGCGGGUGGCGCCGGCAACUGCAGCAGUGCAAGCACAGCGACGGGCUUUCGCAAGCUGUCGGGUUCGACCUCCUUGAGCAAUAGCAAACCAGGCGCGGCUUGCUUUCCACACCGCAUGUCAGCGUUCGGGAGCAACCGUGGCGGCGGUGGCAUGUAUCCGCAGCCGCAUUCUUUUGCCAACGGUGGCGGCAACUGCAGCGGCUCUGGACUCACCAACCCGCUGUUUAAAUCAGCGUUGGAAUCCGAUCUCUACCGCAACAGCUUUCGGCGGACGUCCUUUGAUGAAGCCAGCAGCGUGGGUGGCGAAAUUGAGGCGGGAUCAAUGGAAUCCAUACUCAUGCAGCGCAGCUCAAGCCGACGGGGCAACAAGACACCUGCCGAGCGAGGCAGCAAGCUGCAUAACAGCACAACCCUAGCAACAACAACCUCCAGCAGCUGCACCAUGCCACCUCCGCCACCGGGCCUUACGUUGGAUAAGCUGGCGUACAGCGACAUGUACGGCACGGUUCAGAUCCUGUCAGUUGACGAUGAGGAGGUAAAUCAGAUUGUGUUGGAGGAGAUCUUGACAAGCUCUGGGUACCAUUUUGCGCGCUGCAUGGACGGGUUGGAAGCGCUGGAGUGGCUGUGUGCCUCUGAAACCAUGCCGGACCUCAUUCUGCUGGACUGCAUGAUGCCCAACAUGUCGGGACAUGAAUUCUGCGCGACGCUGCGAAAGGUAAUCCCCGGCAACGUGCUCCCAGUCAUCAUGGUUUCCGCCAAGUCGGAUGAGGACAACAUCGUGGAGGGCCUGAGAUCUGGAUCCAACGACUUUGUACGGAAGCCGUACCAACGAGAGGAGCUGCUGGCUCGCAUUGAGACGCAGCUGCGGCUGAAAAGCGACAGUUGGUGGCUGGCUGAGCUGAUCAACAACGUGGACGGCCGCGAGACGGAGAGCAUGAAGCUCUUGAAGAACAUCCUGCCAGAAUCCAUCAUCGCACGCAUGCAGCAGGGGCAAAAGUUCGUUGCGGAUUCGCAUAGGCACGUUGUAAUCCUGUUCUCCGACAUUGUGGGCUUCACUUCGCUGUCUUCCAAGCUGCCAACUGCCGAGGUCUUCUUAAUGCUGAGCAACAUGUUUACCGCAUUUGACAAACUGACAGACCGCUUCUCCGUCUAUAAGGUCGAAACUAUCGGCGAUGCCUACAUGGUCGCUGCGGGCCACGAUGAGGACGACGAUAAGGCCCACAAGGGCUCUCCAUUGAUGCGUGUGCUGGGCUUCGCGCGCGCCAUGCUUGACGUUGUGCGCAACAUCACGGCGCCCAACGGCGAGAGACUCCGCAUACGCAUUGGAGUCCACUGCGGCCCUGCUUUCGCGGGUGUCAUUGGUAUGAAGUGCCCUCGGUACUGCUUCCUCGGAGAUACGGUCAACACCGCCAGUCGCAUGGAGUCCACGGGCUUCCCCAUGUGCGUCCAUGUGUCUGAGGACGUAUUCCGACACCACCCCAAUGCGGAGACCGAGCUGCAGGAGGUGGGCGAGCGUGAGGUGAAGGGCAAGGGCCGCAUGCGCACGUAUCUACUACGGGCCGGAGCCUGGGAGCAGGCGCUGCGCGAAUAUGCCGCACGUUUGCAGGCCGCCGCUGCUGCCGCAACUGGCUCAGCCGCCACCUCAGCCCAGCAGACAGGUGGAGGAACAGGAAGCACAACGCCCUUGCUGGGAUGCUCAUCAGACCUGCAAACACAGCCGCCUGCUGCACCGCCACUGCCGGCGCCGCCCCCGCUCAGCAUGUUGCACAGCGACUCCUUCCGUCUGGCAGACCUCGCCUGUUCCCCCGACAGCACUACCGCUGGCGGCAGCCCGCUGCUUGUGCUGGAGGCUACCGUAUCGGGAGGUAUUGGGGAGCUGUGCCAGCAGCCCCAGCAGCGGACGGGUACCGAUGACGGCUGCCAGACAGCGUCUGGGAACGGUGGUGGGUGCUUGCAAGACAUGGCACAAGCAGCGGCGCUGGCAGCUCAAUCAAACCAGUCGGCGGCAGUACGACAAUUGCCGCCGCUGUACAGUGGCGUAAGCGCCGGCGCUGGUCCUAGCGGCGGCGGCAGUUGCACCAACUCUAUUGGCCGCAGUCCCUUGUCGCGCCCGGAAGCUUUCCCGGUGCUGAAGGCUUCAGCGGGCACUGGCGGCGCUGCUGCUGCUGGUAAGGCAGCGACGGCUGGUGGCGUCGCCAUGGGGUGUGCAGCUGCACCGCAAUUGAACGCACAUGCGCAGGACAAUCGCUUGCUGGGUAAAACGUUUGGCUCGGAGGCGUACUAUCGUGAGGAUUCCUCUGAAGACGGCGCCGGGACCUUCGCAUGUGCAGCAAGCAUGAACCGCUUGCACCCACAACCUAACAGCACGAUGAUCGGGAACACGCCCAUCCCGAGCCUUUUCAACUCGGCUCGCGUUGUAUCCGGCAGUGCCGACGCCGCUGCCGGCGGCACGGCGACUGAAGCCCCGCCGCCGCCGUCCACAACGACAUCGGCGCCUUUCGAAACAGGCUCGGGUACCGCGUUAGGGCACAAAUAUUACAACGAGCUCUUCCACUCAAGCAGUGUGAUCCUGGGAUCCGGUGGCACCUGCGGCGCCGGGGCUGCGUGUGACGCUGGCGGCGGUUGGGCUCCAACGGUGGUGUUUCUGGAGCAGCGUUUGAACGGCAUGGGGAGCCAGCUGGUUUCGGAGAUGGCAGCCAGGCAGCGGCUGCAGGAGGAGUUGGACACAGAGCGGUGUCGCACCGCCGGCGCUCUGCAGCAGGCAGGGCUGCUGGCGCGGCAGCUGCGCCUCACCUCCGCUGCCGCUGCCGCCGUGGCUGCAGCAGCCCAUGGAAAGAGCUCCUCAGGCGCCAUCACUCAGCCGCCGUACAACAGUAACGGCUCUAGUGGUGUCAUCGUUGUCGGCAGCAGCAGCACGAAUAGCGGUGACAGCGCAGAGGCCGGCAGUGCUGAAGAGCUGCUGCGGAGAUCACUGGAUGCCAACCGGACUCAGCAACACCGCCAUCAAGCCGUUUCAUCGUUGGGUCAGUUGGAAGAUACGGACGUCAUCAUCCUGACGGAGGAACAGUACAACAGCAGCAGCAGCACUGGCAAUGGCGGUAACACCGGUGGGACUUCUGCCCUUCCCAUGGUUGGCGAGGCAGCUGCGACGACCUCCUCCGCCAGGGCCAAUGCACCGCAUGGAGGUGACGACUCUUCGUCAGUGAAUCCUAGCUCGCCCUUUGUCUUGACUUCUGACAUGCAACUGCAAGCUGGCAUGGUAGCUACACGACAGGUUGGAUCUAACGCCGGCAGAGGCUGCAGUCGCAGCGGCGCAACCGAUGGCAGUGGCAGGCCUGGGGCUGCUGGCAAUCUCCAGCCGUCGGCGCAGCAGCAGCAGCAGCAGCAACCGGUUGGGGACAUUGCUCAAUGCAAUGCAGCUGCCAAUCCGCCUGCAUCAGGCUACACAAGUGCAUACAUUGCGCUUGCCUCACCAAUGGGAAUCCCGAGAAAACUCAGUGCGCUGCAGUCCUUGGGCCUUGCGAGCUUACUACACCUGCCCCCAGCCACCCCCAACGGCGCUGCCAUCGCCGCCACCAGCAACACCGCAGCAACUGCCGCGGCGGCAACCGCUGGUCCCGCUAACAUGGCGGCAGGAGCGUCGCCAGGCGGCAGUGCGGUCUUGCCCCAGUCGGUGACACGUCUGUCCGUACUGCCAUCAACCCAAGUGCUACCAUCGUACGGCAUUCAGCAACUGUUUUUGGAACUGGGGUUGCUGCCGUACCUUCCACGCUUCCGCAAGGAGGCAAUCCGGCUGGACAUGCUGCUUGGCAUGGAGGUCAAGCAGUUGGAGCGGUUGGGCCUAAGACCUCUGGGCUACUGCAUUCGCGUCAAGGAGGCUGUCAUGGAGCUGGCCCGGGGUCUGCUGCGCGCGUGUGAAGAGGCUGCGCUGGUCGCUGAGGGGCUGAGCGGACAUCCGGAUAGCUCAUUCGGGAGUCAGCAGGGUUGUGCAGCUGCUGCGGCUGGCAGCAGCAGCGGUGGUGGUGGUGGUGGUUGUGCCGAAGAACAACAGCUACCACAGCAGCAGCCGCUCCAGCAGCCAAAGCACCAGCGAGACCAGCACCAUCAGCAGCAGACACAGCAGCCGCAGAAGCUCCACGAAGCAGCCCCCGUCGCGACCCCUCAUGGCCCGCACGACACCGCUGUCGCACGCAACUUGCCCUCCAGCAGCGGUAACAAUAGCAACGGCAGCGAUGGGAGGUAGCUUUGAGCGUGGCGAUGGAAGGGCUGCUGCGGAGCUUGCUGCUUUGUGUCAACGUGACUGUGACUCCACAGUCGCCGACGCAAUGACCUGUUUUGCCCUCGAGAAGUUCCCCGCGUACUGGUUUUGCAAUAAAGAUGCCGUACAGAAGAUAGAAGAAGUGACAGGGUAGAAGCGCCAUCCGGGCGUACAGUAAAGCGGGGAUAAUGAGCAGAUCUGGUUAUGGUAUUCGCUGGGCCUGCUGAGGGUUGGAGGCAGAAGGCCCGGUCAGCGCGUAAAGCAGACAGUAGCAGCUGGUGUGAAGGCACUAUCAGAGUAAUCUAUUUCAGAGUAAGCGUAAGUCGAAUAACAACGAUACGGUUGGUGGUUACCAAAGUUAUAAGAGUGAGUUUCAGACGGAGUUUCAGACGGAACAGUAACCAAAUUAAUGCCAAGUAUGUGUGUGCUGUACACAAGUGGAGCCUGAGUUUGUGUCGACGUGGUGCCUCUGCAAGGUGCCUUAAUGGAGUUUAGUGGAGUGGUUAGUUGAGGGAAAGAGGGAGGGAGGAGCGCGGGUGUUUGGCAGUAGCCGCCUCCGCUUUAGGUGUGAAGCAGAGUGGCAUUUGGAGUCCACGGAAGCGUCCAACAUCCCAACGUCAAGCCAUGCGCCUGGCACCCUUGCGGAUCGGCGCAAAGUUAGUAUGACGAGAGGAGUGCUCACAGCAUAUGUGAAAGAGGAGUGAAAUAUGGCUCCUCUUACUCUAAUUACAUACUGCUUGAAAUAUUUGCAUGACUGGAAUCCAACUGGGGUAUGAUUGGCGCCAGGCCCCGGGUGAACAACACGUUGACAUGUCUGACCGAGGGUGGUACGUUGUUACUGCCGUGCAUUAGUACCGGCGAACCAAACCGGCAGUGUCCCCUUCUGUUGACGCCCGGAUUGUUCUGUGGUGCAUGAGGGCUCGUGUUUGUUCUAUACGCAUGGACGCCUAGGUUGGGGCGAGACGAGCGUGCUUAUUUAAUAAGUUUCGCCUGUAUGCGCCGUCAUGUAAAGCUACCAGUCCAGGAUAGACUAUGUUUAACCGUUUGUAGCACAGGGAUGCAGUUUUGGGAAGCCUCGUUGCUACAUAGAGGCAGGCGCUGUUGGGUUCAGGCUUUUUGGCUCUCAAGUUAGUGGUAUUGGAAGCGUGCUAGCCUGGUUGAGUUGGCGGGUACGUUCCGUACGGGAUCCUCUAGGGUGUCUAGUUUCGCUUCCCACCUGCCUGGCGCCUUUUCUGUGGUCAGCUGUGGGUGGUGUUAGUAGACUACUAGUGAUGCUCCUGUCCCCCUUUGCGACUGCCUUGGACCUUGUUUGUCCAAGAAGUAAUUGCAAGCGUCGCAUGGAUUGAAACAUGUCAUCGUGGCAGGUCGAGGGGUGCGAUGUGUGUGUGUUUUGAGUAGUGCCGGGUAUGUUCAGUGUGUUUCUUCAUUGGACAACACUGUCCUUCUCACUCGGACCCCUCACUCGGACAAGCCAUAAAUUCCGAUCACUUCCGUGGAUAUAGAUCUGCCAACCCCGCCCCAAGGUCAAUAUGAACCAUGAACACGGCUGACCCAUGGGUCAUCGGGGAGGGCCAGUCGAAUGUUCUUAGGUAGAAGCGCCCUGGGUAGUACACUGAACCCUAUGGGCAUUUGCGGUGAGGG
This is a messenger RNA of Astrephomene gubernaculifera, 10255 nucleotides long. The record is from the annotation of a GenBank genome assembly. NCBI's taxonomy places the organism in Eukaryota, Viridiplantae, Chlorophyta, Chlorophyceae, Chlamydomonadales, Astrephomenaceae.